Molecule: messenger RNA, 3811 nt
Organism: Gracilinanus agilis (Agile Gracile Mouse Opossum)
Lineage: Eukaryota; Metazoa; Chordata; Mammalia; Didelphimorphia; Didelphidae
Gene: ITGA8
Product: integrin subunit alpha 8
Exons: 29
Coding region: 1-3045 (1014 amino acids)
Biological process (GO): integrin-mediated signaling pathway; cell adhesion mediated by integrin; cell-matrix adhesion
Cellular component (GO): external side of plasma membrane; integrin complex
Molecular function (GO): integrin binding
Source: RefSeq, a predicted model, not a curated record
AUGGCUCAAGGCGGCCCCCGCUGCCCAGCGGUGGGGAGCCGGGAGCAGCUGCGGGCGCCUCUCUGGGGCUUCUGGACAGCCCUGGGGAUGCUCUGCUCGCCCGUCUCCCAGGCAUUCAACCUGGACGUGGACAAACUCACUGUGUACAGCGGUCCUGAAGGCAGCUACUUCGGCUAUGCCGUGGACUUCCACAUACCUGACCAGCGAACAGUGAGUAUCUUGGUGGGGGCUCCCAAAGCCAACACUAGCCAGCCGGAUAUAGUGGAGGGUGGCGCUGUCUAUUACUGUCCCUGGCCCGCCACUGGGGAUGUUCACUGUAAGCAGAUCCCGUUCGACACUACUAACAAUAGAAAAAUUAGAGUCAAUGGAACCAAGGAACCUAUUGAGUUUAAAUCAAAUCAGUGGUUUGGUGCAACAGUGAAAGCUCAUAAAGGGAAAGUGGUGGCCUGCGCUCCUUUGUAUCACUGGAGAACUCUCAAAGCUACUCGGGAAAAGGAUCCUGUUGGCACCUGCUAUGUAGCAAUUCAGAAUUUCAGUGCCUAUGCAGAAUACUCUCCUUGUCGGAACAGCAAUGCUGAUCCUGAAGGUCAAGGUUACUGUCAAGCAGGCUUCAGUUUGGACUUUUACAAGAAUGGAGAUCUCAUAGUGGGAGGACCUGGCAGUUUUUACUGGCAAGGCCAGGUGAUUACAGCCAACAUUGCCGACAUCAUUGCCAAUUACUCAUUCAAAGAUAUCCUAAGAAAAUUGACUCGAGAAAAGCAAACCGAAGUCGCGCCAGCAUCCUAUGAUGACAGCUACCUUGGAUAUUCUGUUGCUGCCGGAGAAUUUACCGGAGAUUCUCAACAAGAAAUCCUGGCUGGUGUUCCACGAGGUGCACAGAAUUUUGGAUAUGUAUCAAUUAUUAAUUCGACAGAUAUGACUUUUAUUCAGAAUUUCACUGGGGAACAGAUGGCAUCUUAUUUUGGAUAUGCUCUUUCUGUAUCAGACAUCAACAAUGAUGGCCUGGAUGAUGUAUUAAUUGGAGCCCCCCUCUUCAUGGAGCGUGAAUUUGAGAGUAGCCCUAAAGAAGUGGGACAGGUUUACCUGUACUUGCAAGAAGGUCCUUUGCUCUUCAGAGAUGCCCAGGUCCUCUCAGGAAUCGAAGUGUUUGGCAGAUUUGGAAGUGCUAUUACCCAUUUGGGAGAUCUGAACCAAGAUGGAUACAAUGACAUUGCAGUUGGCGCGCCAUUUGCAGGAGAAGCUGGAAGAGGCAAAGUCUUCAUUUACAAUGGGAACGCAGAAGGGUUAAACCAGAAACCUUCCCAGAUUCUGAAUGGAGCCUGGGCCUCCCAGGCUGUGCCAUCGGGAUUCGGCUUCACUUUGAGAGGCGAUUCAGACAUAGACAAGAAUGAUUACCCAGAUUUAAUUGUGGGUGCCUUUGGAACUGGAAAAGUGGUUGUUUAUAGAGCAAGACCAGUCGUGACCGUGGACGCCCAGCUUCUGCUGCACCCCAUGAUUAUAAACCUUGAAAAUAAAACCUGCCAGAUCCCUGGCCUUGCCACGCUGGUGCCUUGCUUUACCUUGAGAGUGUGUGCAUCUGUAGAAGGUCAAAGCAUUUCAAAUACAGUAGCUCUGAUAGCUGAUGUACAGUUAGAUUCAUUGAAACAGAAGGGAGCCAUUAAGAGGACCCUCUUCAGGGAUAACCAUCAGUCACAGUUUGUCUUCCCUCUAGUAAUAUACCAGCAUCAAUCACUCCAAUGCCAAGACUUCAUUAUUUACCUUCGAGAUGAAACUGAAUUCCGAGAUAAAUUAUCUCCAAUCAACAUUAGCUUGAAUUACAGUUUAGAUGAAUCCACUUUUGAGGAAGGCCUUGCUGUCAAACCAAUACUGAACUUUUACAGGGAGAGCAUUGUUAAUGAGCAGGCUCACAUCCUGGUGGACUGUGGAGAUGACAAUAUGUGCAUUCCUGACUUGAAACUUUCAGCUGUACCAGACAAGCAGCAGCUGAUCAUUGGAGACGAAAACCACCUAAUGCUUAUCAUAAAUGCAAGGAAUGGAGGGGAAGGAGCCUAUGAAGCUGAGCUCUUUGUGCUGAUACCCGAGGAAGCAGAUUACGUUGGUAUUGAACGCAACAACAAGGCUCUGCAUCCACUGAGCUGUGAGUACAAGAUGGACAAUGUAACCAGAAUGGUGGUGUGUGACCUGGGGAACCCUAUGGUGGCUGGAACAAAUUAUUCACUAGGCCUCCGAUUUGCCGUUCCACGUCUUAAAAAUACCAAUACAAGCAUUGACUUUGAUCUCCAAAUCAGAAGUUCCAAUAAGGAUAAUCCAGACAGCAAUUCUGUGAGCUUGAAAAUCAACGUCACUGCUGUGGCCCAAGUAGAGAUAAGAGGGAACUACUUCCACUAUGGACCAGAGUCUUUCAAUGACUUCAGAUCUGAUAGUGAUGAUGAGUUGUCAUGGCCAAAACGAAUUUCAUCUGUUGGGUCACUUUCUGAUGAUGAUCCAGUUCCUGCAGCCUCCCAGGAGGACACCCCUGCCCUCAGUGCUUUUCUGCGUAAUUCUAGCAUUCCUCAUCUUGUCAGGAAGAGACAUGUCCCAGUGGUGGAGCUUCACAGACAAAGUCCUGCAAAAAUACUGAACUGCACAAACAUUGAAUGCUUGCAAAUCUCUUGUGUGGUCGGACGAUUGGAAGGAGGUGAGAGUGCAGUCCUGAAAGUCAGAUCACGCUUAUGGGCCCAAACUUUUCUCCAGAGAAAAAAUGAUCCCUAUUCUCUUGCUUCCAUUGUGUCCUUUGAAGUGAAGAAGAUGCCAUAUAAUGAACAGCCAGCACAGCUUCCUAAAGGAAAUGUAGCUAUUAGAACGUCAGUCAUCUGGGCAACUCCAAAUGUCUCCUUCUCAAUCCCAUUAUGGGUUAUCAUAUUGGCCAUACUUCUUGGGUUGUUGGUCCUCACCCUUCUGACUUUAGCUUUAUGGAAGUGUGGAUUCUUUGACCGAGCAAGACCUCCCCAGGAUGAUAUGGCUGACAGAGAGCAAUUAACAAAUGACAAGGUUCCUGAUGCAUGAGAAAAAAACAAAACAAAACAAAACAUAAACAAAAUACCAACCUAUUUCAAAAGAAAGAGACUGAAGCCAGCCGCCAUGGAACCAGUGGGCACCAUGUUGAUGCCAUUCAAAAAUUCUCCAGUACUUUGGGAGCUUGCCAUGUGAUGAACAUCAUCCUUUGGGGAAAGGACCUUCAGUAAAACAGACCCUUCAGUGGGGAGAAUUUUGUUAUUUUUGUUUUGUUCCCAUUGGCCUAGAUUUGUUAGAUACUUAGGACUGUGUGUGAUGGCUUGACUUGCUUUCUAGAUAAACCGAACUUAAGUUACAAGGAUGAAAUUCCUGAGUUGCUGUAGAAUCUAGAAGGGGAACUAGGACACAACCCUUCGAACACUACUGUAUAAAGCAGAAUAUUUGACACCUCCCUAUGGAAAGGAAACAUUGCUUCUGAAACUAUGGCUCAGGGAGACACGCAAUAUAUUGUUGGUACUGUGAAAGUACUUUUUAAAGCUACAAAGAUAAACUUGUAAGCGGGGAUAGUGAGUUAUUUAUUUUUUUUCCACUUCUGUAGUUCAAUAUCUGGAACACUGAAGGACCCAGAUAUUAGGGGGUCAUUGCCCAUUUUUGAAAUUUAUUUACUCAGUUCACAAAAAAGAAAAGUAUAUUGUGCUAAGACAUCAUUUCACAAAAAUACUUCCCGAGAGAAGAAGCAGAAUGUAUACAGUACUCUAGAGAGAAGACAAUCGGUUGUAAGAGAAUCUGUAAUCAUGUGCACAUACACUGUACCUUC